This is a messenger RNA of Anisakis simplex (herring worm), 226 nucleotides long. The record is from the annotation of a GenBank genome assembly. NCBI's taxonomy places the organism in Eukaryota, Metazoa, Nematoda, Chromadorea, Rhabditida, Anisakidae.
UCAGAGAUAUUCGCAACUGGAGGCGUUAGAUUGUUUGUCACAUCCAGAAUCGGUGAUGAUAAUAGGAUGGGAUUCUGCAAGAAGACCUCAGUUGGGCAGAGUCGAGACGUCAUCGAUCAAGGACAAAAGCCUGGGAUCGGACGAUAAUGAUAGAAUUGCUCAUGUGAGUUUUUCAGUCAUUUUGAUCGCCUAUUUUUUAUGGAAGGUAGGCGAUGAUUCCUUGUGA